AAUGCAAAAUCAUCACUUCAACAUAUUAGCCAAAAAAAUUGUGGAAGUGUUUCCAAAAGAAGAUGAACGAAUUUAUUAUAUACCACCAAAAACAGAUGGGCCUCAACAACUUUUGAGCAGGGGUAAACUGCCAGAUAAGUACAGAAAUUGGAUAACAGCUCAGAAAAAAAUCGGUUUCUCCCGAGAAAAGGAAACUGACGAACAGUGCGACGACGGUGAACAAGCGACCAAUAUUGCACUUUUAGAUGAAGAACGAUACAAAAAUGAGGCUGUUCAGUGGCUACUGAAUAACUUUGAACCGUGGGAUUCAGUUGUCAAAAACUUUCAAAAGUGCCAAGAAUUUCGACUACGAGAUUUCCAAUCGGCUCCUGGAAAUAUUCAAAGUAUAUUUGAACGUUGGCCCGUAUUGAUGCAACCUCGUGGAUUAGAACUCAUAGACAGCGAUUUCACAUUUCAAUUCGGAAGAGAGGGACAAAUUUUUGUGGAAUGGAGACAGUUUGCCUUCAAUAUUUUUAACCUAAUGCAAACAGAAGUAAAAGACAAAACUGCUUUGUCUUUGCUAUCAACUUUAAAGCUAGCAAAUAUUCCAGAUGAAACCAGGAAUCUCAAGUUGCUAAUGUUGCUGCCAUCUCUCAUACCAUCUUCUUGCAGACUGAGAUCAUUGAAAAGGCCUUAUACCUAUUGGAAACCAAGUAUCCAAAAUUCAUUGGAUACUUUCAUUUUACACGAAAAAGUUAAUAUUAAAAUUGUAUUUACUUUUUACUAUUAUUGUGUUAGACAAAAAAUUAAUAGAAAAAUAUUAUUUCAGAUUCAAGGAAAUAUUGAAAAUACUAUACGGGACUUAAAGGAAAAGCACAGGUUGUACAAUUUAACUUUUCAACCGUUGAUCAUUGUGGUAGGACCGAAUUUGGACACGAUCAAUGCUAUCUAUGUUUACAUAGAUUCAUCGGUGUAUAAAGUAACAUCAAUUUUGAAAGCAGUAGACUUAUGUUACAAGGCGUUUCAUAUCUUCCAUGCACAUUAUCCUGUGAUUUGUCAGCAAGUGUGGUUACUUAUUCAGAAGGGAAUUUACAAACAAAAUACUGCGUGGGAUAAAACAAUUGCAGGUGUAAAUACUAUUUUACGUUGCAUUCAAGAUGUGCAAGAGAUAUAAUUAAAGAUUUUUAAAAUUAGCGUAUUAUAGAAUUUUGUAAGUUACAAGAUGUUUUCGUGUUAUAUUUGCGGAUAUCAAUUUGAA
Messenger RNA from Leptopilina heterotoma, 1237 nucleotides. RefSeq lists its product as uncharacterized. The record is from RefSeq and is a predicted model, not a curated record. The coding region runs from base 2 to 1153 and encodes 383 amino acids. The transcript has 4 exons. Lineage: Eukaryota; Metazoa; Arthropoda; Insecta; Hymenoptera; Figitidae.